Molecule: messenger RNA, 2108 nt
Organism: Nycticebus coucang (slow loris)
Lineage: Eukaryota; Metazoa; Chordata; Mammalia; Primates; Lorisidae
Gene: CDX2
Product: caudal type homeobox 2
Exons: 3
Coding region: 191-1135 (314 amino acids)
Biological process (GO): embryo development; anterior/posterior axis specification; cell differentiation
Cellular component (GO): nucleus
Molecular function (GO): RNA polymerase II transcription regulatory region sequence-specific DNA binding; DNA-binding transcription factor activity, RNA polymerase II-specific
Source: RefSeq, a predicted model, not a curated record
GGAGGCAGGCCAGAGGGAGGGACCGCCUCGGAGACAGAAGCGCCGCAAGGAGAGAGCGGAGCACCGCGGGCUGGGGCUCAGCCUUCCGCCUCUCCCCGCGCCCCCAGCCCCUUCUCCUUCGCGCCCCGGGCAGCCUCCAGCAUUCGUCCCCAGGCAGCAUGGUGAAGUCUGCUCUCGGGCCCUCGCCACCAUGUACGUGAGCUACCUUCUGGACAAGGACGUGAGCAUGUACCCCAGCUCCGUGCGCCACUCUGGCGGCCUCAACCUGGCGCCGCAGAACUUCGUCAGCCCCCCGCAGUACCCGGACUACGGAGGUUACCACGUGGCGGCUGCGGCCGCGGCGGCCGCGAACUUGGACAGCGCGCAGUCCCCAGGGCCAUCCUGGCCGCCCGCAUAUGGCGCCCCGCUCCGGGAGGACUGGAACGGCUAUGCGCCGGGGGGCGCAGCGGCCGCCGCCAACGCCGUGGCGCACAGCCUCAACGGGGGAUCCCCAGCCGCCGCCAUGGGCUACAGUAGCCCCGCGGAUUACCACCCGCACCACCACCCACACCACCACCCGCACCAUCCGGCCGCUGCGCCUUCUUGCGCCUCUGGGCUGCUGCAGACGCUCAACCCCGGGCCGCCCGGGCCGGCCGCCACCGCCGCCGCGGAGCAGUUGUCCCCGGGAGGCCAGCGGCGGAACCUGUGCGAGUGGAUGCGGAAGCCGGCGCAGCCGUCUCUUGGAAGCCAAGUGAAAACCAGGACGAAAGACAAAUACCGGGUCGUGUACACGGACCACCAGCGGCUGGAGCUGGAGAAAGAGUUUCACUACAGCCGCUACAUCACCAUCCGGAGGAAGGCAGAGCUGGCUGCCACGCUGGGGCUUUCAGAGAGGCAGGUUAAGAUUUGGUUUCAGAACCGAAGAGCAAAGGAAAGGAAAAUCAACAAGAAAAAGUUGCAGCAGCAGCAGCAGCAACAGCCACAGCAGCAGCCACCUCCACCGCCUCCCCAACAGCCUCCCCAGCCUCAGCCUGGUCCUUUGAGAAAUGUGCCAGAGCCCUUGAGUCCUGUGUCUUCCCUGCAAGGCUCAGUGCCAGGUUCUGUCCCUGGGGUUCUGGGGCCCACUGGGGGUGUGUUAAACCCCACUGUCACCUAGUGACCCACCGUGGUUGGCAGUGGCAGAGCAAUUCCAGGCUGAGCCAUGAGGAGCAUGGACUCUGCUAGAAUCCUCAGAAGAGACCCCUCCACUCCCACCCACAAACACAUACCUAUAAACCUAGCUCUCGAGGAAAAAUGCGGGCUGCGAGUAAAGACAAGUGGGAUGGAGCUCUCAAGGAAGAUAUUCUCCCAGAUUUUUCCUUUUUCCAGUCUGGCUUUUUCUGCCAUUGAGGAGACAGGAAAUGACUACUGGACUUCCUUCACCACUGGCAGAAGCAUUGCCUGGACUGACCACACUGACCAGGCUUUCAGCUUUCUCCUCCCUAGCUUUUGCCUCCAAGAUCUGCAAACUGCAUGCCUGGCUGGAACUGAGGGGAGAGAGGGACUCAGGAACUGCACACUCGGAGCCAAGAUGGCACUGCCUGCUUACAACCACCCAAGGCCUAACUGGCCCUCCUGCCUCGGGGCGGGCAAGAUUUAAACUGCAGAAGCCAGAGGCAGCUAAGAUAGAAGGCUGGACUGACCAAAGACUGCAGAACCCCCAGGUGGCCUGUGUCUUUUUUCUCCUCCCUCUCCAGAUCAGGAGAGGCAUGGCUGGUGUAUGGUGGUGUGUGGUGGGAGGGGGUGGUUAUUGGACUCCAGGCCUGACAAGGGGCCCCAGACAGGGCUUGUUUAGAAAGCCUGUCACCAGAGCUUCUCUGGGCUGAAUGUAUGUCAGUGCUAUAAAUGCCAGAGCCAACCUGGACUUCCUGUCAUUUUCACAAUCUUGGGCUGAUGAAGAAGGGGAGUUUUUGUUGUUGUUGCUGCUGUUUGGGUUGUUGGUCUGUGUAAACAUCCAAGCCAAGAUUCUAAAAGCCUUCUGAAUCUAUGGGAAGAGAACGAUAUGGUGAAGGGAAGUGGGGGAUAUUUGAACACUUUUGAAUUUUUUUUUCUAAAAAGAAAAAAGAGAUAAAUGAGCAUUCCUGAUUUCA